UACAUUGAAGACUUCAUCACCAAUACUGUUCUUCCUUUCUAUGGUAACACACAUACAAGUGAUAGCUACGUGGGGGAGAAGACCACAAAGAUGGUGAAGGAAGCAAGUAGAUACAUCAAGACUUGCUUAGGCGCUGGCGGAUCAGAUGAUGCACUCAUAUUCUGUGGUUCUGGUACCACUGCUGCCAUCAAGCGCUUGCAAGAGGUGAUGGGUAUCGCAGUGCCUUCAAACAUGAGAGAUAAGGUACUCGAGUACCUCAGGAUUGAAGAGAGAUGGGUGGUAUUUGUGGGACCAUACGAGCACCACUCCAACCUUCUCUCAUGGCCGCGUAAUAGUCUAGCAGAAGUGAUUGAGAUCGGUCUCGACGAGGAUGGAUUGCUAGACAUGCGAGCCCUCAGCCACCAACUUGAGGCUCACAAGGAUUCCAAUCGUCCUAUGUUGGGUUCAUUCUCAGCUUGUAGCAAUGUAACUGGGAUCUACUCCGACACUCGUGCCAUUGCCCGGCUUCUUCACCAAUGUGGAGCUUUCGCUUGCUUCGACCAUGCUGCAAGUGGCCCUUAUGUGGAGAUUGACAUGAGAUCGGGGGAGCUGGAGGGCUAUGAUGCCAUAUUCCUAAGUCCUCAUAAGUUCCUUGGUGGGCGCGGAACCCCUGGUAUUCUUCUGAUGAACAAGGCCUUGUAUAAGUUGAGCUCUUCUGCUCCUUCUACUUGUGGAGGUGGAACUGUUGAUUUUGUCAAUGGCUUCAGUGAAAAGCACACAUUGUAUUAUGAAGAUGUGGAAGAAAGGGAAGAUGCUGGAACUCCACCAAUCAUCCAGAAGAUGAUUAGAGCAGCAAUGGCUUUCUGGGUGAAGGACUUCAUUGGUUAUGAGGUGAUCCAAAACCAAGAAGAUGUAUACAUAAAUGCAGCCCUUGAAAGGCUCCUUCCCAAUCCAAACAUAUGGGUUUUAGGGAAUACUAGAGUUAAGCGACAAGGGAUCCUUUCUUUUGUUAUCUUCUCAACGAAAAAAUCCUCCUCCUUUGAUAUGGAAUCAGAAAUCAGAGCUCACAGAGGAAGAGAUCUUAAUAUGUGGGCAGAGUCAGGAAACAAGAGAGAUAAGCCUCUCCAUGGUCCUUUUGUGGUAAAACUCCUCAAUGACUUCUUUGGUAUCCAGGCUCGAGCUGGGUGCGCUUGUGCUGCACCCUAUGGUCACCAUCUACUUGGUGUUGACGAGGCUCGUUCACUGACCUUUCGGUCUGCAAUUGAAAAGAUAAAUAUUAUAAGAUUUUCAUUAGGUGAGCUAGCAUAG
Molecule: messenger RNA, 1287 nt
Organism: Telopea speciosissima
Lineage: Eukaryota; Viridiplantae; Streptophyta; Magnoliopsida; Proteales; Proteaceae
Product: probable cysteine desulfurase
Source: RefSeq, a predicted model, not a curated record